Molecule: messenger RNA, 2106 nt
Organism: Guillardia theta CCMP2712
Lineage: Eukaryota; Cryptophyceae; Pyrenomonadales; Geminigeraceae
Exons: 7
Coding region: 1-2106 (701 amino acids)
Molecular function (GO): protein binding
Source: RefSeq, a predicted model, not a curated record
AUGGCGACUUAUGACGAAGACUUCGAGGAGGAGGCGGAGGAGGAGGAGGAGGAGGAGGAGGAGGAGGGGAGAGGAGAAGCGAAGGGAGAGCUUGGGAGGGACAUGAUAACGGGAGACGAACAGCUCAAGAAGAAAGCACGCGAACCUCACGACGCUCCCCGGAACCGCGCCCUGAGAGAUUCGUCAGAGUUGGUUGUCAAAAGCACAGUGGCGGGGAGAGGAGGGAAGAGGAGAAGUUACCACGAGGCAGACAGCAGCAUGGAUGUCAGUCUCAAGCAUGACCUCUCUGUCAGCUCUGUGGAAGAGGAGAGGACACGCAACGAUGCCGCCGACUUGCUCAAAGAGCCAUACUGGUCACAGGGGCUGAAACAGCGCAAAGACAGCGCCAUGCUGAUUCAGCGAGUCUUCAGAGGACACGUGUCGAGAAGGGUGUGGGGGGAAGUGAGGGAGACGAUCAGGAGGGACAGGCGAGUGUAUGAGGAGCAGCAGCAAGGGAGACCAUGGUUGCUCUACUUCCCAGCUACCAGCAAGAGAGAUCGAGAGUGGGCAAGAGGAGCGAGACGAAAUCACUUGAUAGUUCCGAUCGGAACUGUCGACCCUGUCAAACAUUUCAAGUCUGUCAGCGAUAUCAAGGAAUGGUGGCUUCACGUUCCCAUCAAGAGGAGGAGCUUGUUCGACAUCUCCCGCGUGUCGCUGCUUCCUCGCUACGACGAGAAGCCAAUGGAUCUUAUCAACGACUCUAACAUCGGACCUGGCACCUACUCCCCUGCUGCUGAGCUGAUCACCCCGCGGGUCAAGGGUGGAGUUUUCUUCAAGGCCAAUCGCUUCGAUGGAGGGUCUCUGCCGGACUUGCCAAGGAAGCAGCUCCAAUUCUCGCGCAGAGAGGAGGAGGGAGGGAGUGCAAAGAAAGAGCUUCUACCUGCUGCAGCUGCAGCAGCUGCAGCAGCUACUGAACUCAGUUCGUCUCCGGUGGCAAGGAGGCAUAUGGAGAGGUCAGAGCAGCGGAAGAGGAUAGAGGAGAGCAGAAGUUUGAUCAGAGAAGAGGAGGAGAAGCAGAUCGAGACAGAGAGGAAGAGAAUCAAAGACAUGAGGAGGACCAACGAUGAGAUGCUCCACAGGAUGAGAGAGGACCUCAAGGACGUCAAGCAUCCUCUCUACGGCUACGGCGAUCGCUUCCUCAUGUCGUUCGCUUCCCCCCGCAUCGCAGUACAUGGGGACCGAGGAUGGAGGGGAGACAAGGGGAUGUUCACCGUACAGAAGAGGAAGCACCACCCGUCCUCCCAGCCUGCAAAGAGACCCCACGGCAGCAUCACUGACCGCUCUGGCAUGUCCGACGGUUUCAAAUUUCUGCUCUCAGUGCUCGAGGAGACGAAGGAGGCGAGGCUUCAUCCCAAGCUCCCGCGAGUGUCAGAGGCUUCAAGGGCCCUGGCGCAGAAGUACAAAGGAUACGCAGAAAGAGCCGGGGAGGGGAAGGAGGGGAGGGAGGAAGGGAUGGACUGGAGAGAGCAGGAGAAGCUGAAGAUGAUUCGGGGGGCGGAGGAAGAGGUUAAGGUAACGAGAGAGGUUCCUGCUCAACAUGGAGCUGAGAGCGACAAGGAGAUGGAGGAGGGAGGACGGGGGACUCGCCCAGAGCUUGCGAGGAGUAAGGAGGGGGAUGAGAAGAAGAGGAAGGAGGAGGAGGAGGUGGAGGUGGAGGAGGAGGGCAAAAAGGGAGCAGAACAGCUCAAGCCCAGGAAGCCGGAGGCAGCAAAACCAUCCAAGACUUCCUUCAACUUCCGCAAUACGAGGAUGAUGCAGCGAGCGCUGGUGGAGGUGGACAGCAGCGAGGAGGAGGAAGAGGAGGUGGAGGAGGGAGGAGGGAAGGAAGCGAACAAGCUGGGUGACUGUUCCAGCAUCGGGUCGAGCUCGAGCGAUGAGAAGCAACUAUAUGAACAAGUUCCUGGUGGUGGUGGUGGUGGUGGUGGUGGUGGUGGUGGUGGUGGUGGUGGUGGUGGUGGUGGUGGUGGUCAUCUCGUGAUAGUCGCCGUCACCAUCCUCCAUCGGCCACGACCUUUGAGGAGUUUGAGGACAACGACGGUGUUGGGAGGACCUUUGCACCUGAAUUGA